Messenger RNA from Hydra vulgaris (swiftwater hydra), 987 nucleotides. RefSeq names its product homeobox protein Hox-C3a-like. Gene Ontology annotation, biological process: cell differentiation; regulation of transcription by RNA polymerase II. The record is from RefSeq and is marked provisional. Gene Ontology annotation, cellular component: nucleus. Gene Ontology annotation, molecular function: RNA polymerase II cis-regulatory region sequence-specific DNA binding; DNA-binding transcription factor activity, RNA polymerase II-specific. Lineage: Eukaryota; Metazoa; Cnidaria; Hydrozoa; Anthoathecata; Hydridae.
AUGGAUUUUAGCAUCUUACCGGUAAAUUCGUCAUUUUUAGUUGACGAUAUCUUAAGGAGAAAACAUUAUGAAAAUAAGAUUCAUCAGAGCAAUUUUUCUCAGUUUUCCGUUCUUUCAGAUGAAAUAUCAAUAAAAACCAGACUCUCCGCGUUCCCCAUAUACAAUAAGGGUAUGCACAAAAAUAAAGAAUUAGUCAACAAAUCUUUUCAAAUGAACGACAAAAAUAUAACUGAAACUGAGCGAGACUUCAAUAAGUCUUCGAUAUCUUUCGACAUGACUUCAAAUGUAGAAUAUAGUUUUGGGGAUAAAAGAAUGAAUAACAGACAUUCUUUUCAAGGUUUAAGUUGCAUGGUUGCGGAAGCUGAAAUGUACGCUCGUGGCAAGAGAGAAGAUAACAGCUCUGAUGAAAAUUCUCCUAAGUGUGAAUCUCCAAGUUUAACUGCGAAAACCGAAUACCAUAACGCAUCAGCCGACGCUAUGCAUGUCACUUCUGAAUCUCUUAUUCAACAAAAUCUCUUAAAUAUAAAAUCUUCCCGCAAAAAACCGAGAAUUUUAUUUUCUCAAUCUCAAGUGAUGGAGUUGGAAAAAAAAUUUAAAGAUCAAAAAUAUUUAUCAGCAUCAGAGAGAGAUCAAAUUGCAAAUAAAUUAAAUCUCACACCAACGCAGGUAAAAAUUUGGUUUCAAAAUAAACGAUACAAAUGUAAAAAACAAACAAUCGAGAGUCGUACAAGACCUCCACCGUAUGAAUGGUUGCAUUUUCAGCAUCGAAAUGUACCAGUUCUUGUGCAAAACAAUCAAGUUUCUUCAGAUGUAUGUUUACCCUACUGCAACAGACCAACUUAUCUCCCGUCAAAUUCUCCUGUUGAUAUGAACUACCCACCAUUUUAUCCUGACCCAUAUAACGGUCACAACCAUCAUUAUAGUAACAGUUAUAACACUCCUUCCCAAACUUCCACUUACCCAAAUUCUUGGCCGUUUUACAAAUAG